AUGUCCGUAUCAACCUCGAUCCCCGACACCUCGCUUGGUCUCACCUCCUCCGAGAUCCAGAUACUACGACAGCAGCAGCAGAUCGCGCUCCAGGGCCAGACGGGCAACGGUUUGUCCAGAGGAAGAGGCACCGGGCGGAACAGCAACUCGAGCUCGCGCGCAGCCAGCGCAGCCAGCAGCCAUGGCCGGUUGCUGCUCGAUCCCAUGAGCCUGCGGGCGCUCUCUCACCAGCUGGACAAUUUGCAAGAGCAGAUCCGCAAUCGCAUCGACUAUCUGGAGGAGCAAAUGCAGCUCUCCAUCGCCAACAGCUACGACCGAGCGGGCAACAUCAUCUGCGAUGCAGAUGCCGAGAUUGCUCGUACCAAAAAUAUCCUCGCCUCUAUUGAUGACCUGGAAAAUGAAUUCACCAAGAUCGCGCGCAUCAGAGAUAUUGUCAAGUCCUUUCGUGCUCGAAUCGAAUCCUACGAUCACCGCUUGGACCAGGCCGCCCGUCGACGACAUUAA
Molecule: messenger RNA, 504 nt
Organism: Penicilliopsis zonata CBS 506.65
Lineage: Eukaryota; Fungi; Ascomycota; Eurotiomycetes; Eurotiales; Aspergillaceae
Exons: 2
Coding region: 1-504 (167 amino acids)
Biological process (GO): endosome organization
Cellular component (GO): BLOC-1 complex
Source: RefSeq, a predicted model, not a curated record